This is a messenger RNA of Gorilla gorilla gorilla (western lowland gorilla), 1748 nucleotides long. It is a transcript of the gene RPL13, whose product is annotated as ribosomal protein L13. Gene Ontology annotation, molecular function: RNA binding; structural constituent of ribosome. The record is from RefSeq and is a predicted model, not a curated record. The transcript is spliced from 6 exons. Gene Ontology annotation, biological process: translation. Gene Ontology annotation, cellular component: cytosolic large ribosomal subunit; ribosome. Bases 1078 to 1713 code for a protein of 211 amino acids. NCBI's taxonomy places the organism in Eukaryota, Metazoa, Chordata, Mammalia, Primates, Hominidae.
GAACAGAGAUCGCACCACUGAACUCCAGCCGGGGCAACAGAGGGAGACUCCGUCUCAAAAAAAAAAAAAAAAAAGUGAAUUAAGUUUUACCAGGAGGAAGCGUGGUGAUUGCGUGAGGGUAAGGAAGAAAGAGGGUUAUUGGGAUUUAAAGGUUUCCAGGUAGCAGUAAGAUGGAUGGUGCCUUCACACACUUGUACUAGAGAAUAAGAGCUGGCUUUUUGUUGAUGCUUUUCUUUGCGAAGGAAGGCAGUAGGCACAGCAGGUCAGAGUGUGACAUUUUCAGUCGGGUACCCGUGGCCUUAGAGAAGUCACCUAAUCCUGGGCCAAGGGAAAGCGACAGAGGCCAACAGUAACUCCGUCUACUAAAAUACCAAAAAUUAGCAGGGCGUGGCGGCGGGCGCCUGUAAUCCCAGCUACUCGGGAGGCUGAGGCAGGAGAAUUGCUUGAACCUGGGACGCGGAGGUUGCAGUGGGCCGAGAUCGCGCCAUUGCACUCCAGCCUGGGCGACGGAGCGAGACUCCGUCUCCAAAAAAAAAAAAAAAAAGCACAAAUGUUCUAAAUGGAUGGGAGGAGAAUAAACGCUGGAAUGACAAGGACGAAGGCCUUAGGUUGCGCAAACUCGGAUGUCAUUGAAGUUUUUCUGCCUCUGCGCUGCAAACGUGUCUCACAAAUGUGAACAAACUUAGAAUUCCCCGGGCGUCGCCCGUUCGCCGUCGGCCCAGAUACCGGACUCGCGCGCGUUAGCCCGCAAGACAGGACUCGGCCGCGGCCCGCGCAGCGGCUGAAGCUCCGGGGCAGUAACGGCGAACGUCAAGCAAGUCCGGCCGCCGGUUACUCAGAGCCCAAAAAUCACGGCCGCCCCGCCGCAUUCUCAGCGGCAACAUGUCUGCGAGGGAGGCCCUAGGGCUGCCGGGAGAGCCGCGGCGACGUCAGUUCCUCCUUUCGGGGCUCUGAUUGGUCAGAGCGCCCGGCGCUUCUGGUUGGCCGGCCCUGCUAUCAUCCCAGAGUGCAGUGCGGGGCCGCUUCCUUUCCGCUCGGCUGUUUCCCUGCGCAGGAGCUGCAGGGCCGUAGGCAGCCAUGGCGCCCAGCCGGAAUGGCAUGGUCUUGAAGCCCCACUUCCACAAGGACUGGCAGCGGCGCGUGGCCACGUGGUUCAACCAGCCGGCCCGGAAGAUCCGCAGACGUAAGGCCCGGCAAGCCAAGGCGCGCCGCAUCGCCCCGCGCCCCGCGUCGGGGCCCAUCCGGCCCAUCGUGCGCUGCCCCACGGUUCGGUACCACACGAAGGUGCGCGCCGGCCGCGGCUUCAGCCUGGAGGAGCUCAGGGUGGCCGGCAUUCACAAGAAGGUGGCCCGGACCAUCGGCAUUUCUGUGGAUCCGAGGAGGCGGAACAAGUCCACGGAGUCCCUGCAGGCCAACGUGCAGCGGCUGAAGGAGUACCGCUCCAAACUCAUCCUCUUCCCCAGGAAGCCCUCGGCCCCCAAGAAGGGAGACAGUUCUGCUGAAGAACUGAAACUGGCCACCCAGCUGACCGGACCGGUCAUGCCCAUCCGGAACGUCUAUAAGAAGGAGAAAGCUCGAGUCAUCACUGAGGAAGAGAAGAAUUUCAAAGCCUUCGCUAGUCUCCGUAUGGCCCGUGCCAACGCCCGGCUCUUCGGCAUACGGGCAAAAAGAGCCAAGGAAGCCGCAGAACAGGAUGUUGAAAAGAAAAAAUAAAGCCCUCCUGGGGACUUGGAAUCAGUCGUCAGUCA